GGAAAUCAGAGACUAUCUUGCAAAGCAACUGAGGGCUGGGGGGCCGGGAGUCUUUUUCAUUUUUAUUUCUGUCACUUUAUGGUGCAGAUUUUUUUUUUUCAAAGAAAGAAGAAGAAAAGAAAAGAAAAAAAAGCCACCGAAGAAAUCUCCCAAGGCAGCAGGGCCGUGAGGGGAGGAUGGGGAGAAACCCGAGACCAGCAAGGGGGGGAAGCGGGAGAGGGAAUGUGUGCGCCCGAGGGAAGAACGGCGGAAGACAAGGGAGAGGAGCGGGGGAAGCCAGGCUUUAAAAGGAGGCCAGCGGAGGAUUAAGGGGAGGAGAUCCCGGGCAGGUGGGGGGCGCUGAGACGCCCUAGCUGGGGAGCAGCCGCUCCACGCACGCAGCAGGGCGGAGAGGAUGGACCCGUGCGCCCGGGCUUGUGCCCCCCGCAGCCGCUGCGUCCCACAGCCGGAGGCGCCUCUAGGGGGCACAGCAUGGAGCCUGGGCUCCGGGGGCGGGAGCAGCCGCAGCCGCAGCCGCAGCCGCGGGGCCCGGGCGCGCCCCGCAGCGGGGCAGCGCGGAGCACCGAGGCGGUAACUGCCCGCAGGGGGUCGGGGUGGCAGCGCGGAGAGGUCAGUGCCUGGGCCGGGCGCUCCGGCUCCCUUGGGCCCCUGGCGCCGCCGCGCGUCUGGCUGUGGAGUGAGUGACCCGGGGCCACCUCCUGUGCCGGGCGCUGCCUGCCCCUUUCCGCCGGCCGCAAGGCGGGGUGGAGAGACGUGACCCUUCCCCUCCCACUCCCGUGUGGGCUGAGCAUCCCCGCCCCAAGUGGCAGCGGCCGGGCGGGGCCCUGCACUCCGCCGGCAGGACUGGGCCCACCCCGGCGCCCCGAAAGUGGCCGAGCUGGGCCAGGGGGGUGAGUGCCGGGGCCGCGUCGGCUUGUUGCUGCCUCUUGUCCCUGCGCCUUCGUCCGGCCUCCCCGAGAGCGCAGAAACUUCCUCCCGGGGACAGGCGGCUGGUCCCCGGCCUCAGGUUUCCCGCAGCUGGCGAUUCGCCGCGCUCCUCCGCCCGGCUUUGGAAACGCCUCGCAUGGGGAGAGCAGCGGACUCGGCGCGCUGGGGGAGGCUCCGCCGCAGCUGAAAGACCUGACCAGGAGGAUGUCAUGGCAGCCAGCAGCGCCAAAGCCAGCAGAGCCAUGAGAAAUCAGGAUCCUCUGGAGAAGAAGCCCCUGGGACCUGCCCCUCCUCCCCGGAGGCACAGACGCAAGCUCAGGUGCAAGUCGCCAACCGAGGUGGCCGUGAAGGGGCAGCUCCGGAUGCGCUCGCCAUCGGGGGCCUUCGUGAUGGUGGGCAUCUCUGUCGUCUUGGUCGGCAUGACAAUCGCCGUUGUGGGCUACUGGCCUCACCGGGGCCCACAUGCAGCUGGGCCUGGGGCCAGGCUGGGUAACUCCAGCGGCACAGGAGACAUGAAGAAAGAAGUGAAGGUCUCUGCCCAAGCCCGCUACCUCCCUCACAGCGAGAAGCUGAAGCUGAUUGGCCCUGUCAUCAUGGGCGUCGGGCUCUUCAUUGUCAUCUGCGCCAACACCAUGCUGUAUGAGAACAGGGACAUGGAGACCCGCCUGUUGAUGCAGAAAGGCCUCUACUCCAUGACCCUGGGCCUUGCCCAGGACUUCAGCCAGGAGGACAAGUACUGCCAGAGGAGGACUAGCUUGCCCCUCCUCAAGGCCAAUGCCGAGUGUGUCGAGGGCUGUUACAAGGUGGAUCUCUCCUCCAGCGGCUUCCAAUCCUGUUCCAGUCCCGGGAACAAAUGGGCUGACUGCUACAGGCAUAACAGGCUCCAGACGACGGCCCAGCUGCUCCAUCACAAGGGGAUUUCCCACUCUAUGUCCCUCCUCAGCGUCCGCUCAGACUCUGGCAACUCCAUGGAGGGGAACCUCAAUCUGUCCUUCACCCGUGGGGCCGAGUCGGUAAUUUCCUUGGCUGCCACUGCCCGGUCACUUCCCGUCAUCCAGGUGAACAACUGCCUCAUUGAGAAGCCGUCUGCAACUCGGGGGAUGGGCGAUGAGGGGGAGAUCAGCCUGUCUGGGAGGCCAGAUGAGGCACCACGGCUCUCAUGGACUCUCCCACCCAGGGGUGGCAACGUCUCCCCCAGAGGAGAAGACCUCCAGGGUGGCCAUGUCAUUAUUAACAUAGACAGCGGGCCUCCAUCCAUCACUGCGGGCGAGACGUACCUGAACCCAGACAGCACCGAGAACGAAUUCAGCUCAGACGUGCAGCUCCACAACCCAGGUCACUCCAAGUCGCUGGACCUUGGCAGGCCGGGCGUGCUGCUGGUGGCGCCCAUCAAAGACCGGAAGAACAGGAGCUGGCCUAGACUUGACCAAAUCAGUGUGGUAGGCUACGCCAAACUGGAAAGCACGGGUGAGUCCUCUGACAGACUAUUGGAGCAGACAGAUCAGCAGGGCCCGGACGAGACCAGCCCCAGCACCCAGGAGGUGUGAACAGAGACGGGUUCAAGGGUCUGACUUGGCAGAGGAUGGGUGACACGGCCAGGACACCCUCCUGUCUUUUCGUUGCCUCACCUGGGGGACUGCUGGGCAUGUUCUUCUUUUAAGCAGACGUUCCAAUGUGGAGAUGUGGGGAGGUCAGUGCUGCUGACUGAGGCCAGGACAGGCCUGCUACUCCUUAGGGGAGACUCUUCAAGGGAUAGAUGUCUCCUCCCCAGAGGCACCUGAUGCUGAGGUGUCGCUCUAUUUUUUUCAAUGGGCAGCCUCAGCCUUGCCUUACGCCCCCCUCUCCCUGAGCUACAUGAGGAACCCAGGCUUAGACAAGCGCUCCCCGAAAGGGGAGGUGGGGUGGGGAUCCCUGCUACUAAGCCACAGGGGCCCCUUUCCUCCUCAUUAGCCAGAAGGGCUGUGGCAGCAGGUGAGUGAGGGGCCCCCCGCACCGCCCCACUCCGCUAGGCAAUUCACUGGCCAAUGGAACAUUAAGGCUGUCAGGGUUAUUAAAUGUUCUCUUGCCACCACCACCGAGAUGCUGAGUCAAUCAUUUUGCCUGCACGAUGUUUCAUCAUCUGUCUUUGCAAAGCUCGCGGUCACGGGUUGCCCCCCUUCAAGAUGCCACUUGAUGGGCUGGGAUACCGCUGAGCCCACCUGUUCUGCCAGCCUGGGCUCCCUUUAACCUGUCUUGCUGAGCCAGGCUAUUAAGCCUCCUCCAGCACAGACACAGGCAGGGCCACACCCAGCUGCAGAAAGAGACAAACACUGAGAUCAGCUCUGGGAAGACUCAGCUUAAGAGACUUGCCCUAGCACUCAGGUGCCUACCUCUCUUGGAGUGCAGACCUAAAGUUAUAUUGUCUUGCUCUGUAUAGAAGAAUCUGCACAGCGCCCUCAUAAAAAUUCGCCCUCUCCCUCAAUGUGAAGAGAAAUAUGCACCCCUUUGUGCCCUCCCGGUUAGAAAUUGCAUGAACUGGGUUUAAUAAUAAAAGGUAGAUUUUUAAGUGGUUAUAAGGGUUAGCAAACAGAACAAAGCAGAUUACUAAGCAAAUAAAACAAAACACACAAACUAAGCUUGAUUCACUAAAGAAACAGGUUACAGAAUGUAAUUUCUCACCUAAAUGUUGAAUUUAGGCAGGAUGCAGAGUUUCUUAAGCUCAGUUCCAGUUAUUUCUUCUUCUAGAUUGGACCCCUGUCUCAGUCUGGACUUACUCCCCGCCUUUCCCUUCAGGUUAGUUCCUUUGUCCCUUUAGGUAUUUUCAGCAGUCCCUCUUCUUGGGUAGGUAGUGAAGGAGAGUCCCAUUUUGCCUUCCUCCCCACCCUUAAAUAAGAAUUACGUAAGGUGGGAAUCUUUUGUUUCCCAAACUUGACACCCCCCCUUUUAGUGGAAAGUUACAAGAAGUCCAAGAUAAUGUUUAGUAUCAGCUGACAAGACCACCUGAUCUAGUAUUGUCACAGCUGUGGCCUUCCAGGAAGGAGAGAGAUUAGUAUCUUCAGUCUUGUUGUUUCGUCCUGAUGGCCUGUUGGCUGGAGGGUGUCUUCCCAAGACACACCCAGUUGUAAUUGUUACAUAAUCCAUGUUCUUAACUUUAGAUACAAAAAUGAUACAUGCAUAGAAAUUGGAUAAUCACCUUCAGUAAAUGGUAACCUUUCCAAUGACACCUUACAUGAGCCAUUUUGCAUAAAACAUAUCUUAGUUGU
This is a messenger RNA of Dermochelys coriacea (leatherback sea turtle), 4169 nucleotides long. It is a transcript of the gene TMEM200B, whose product is annotated as transmembrane protein 200B. The transcript is spliced from 2 exons. The record is from RefSeq and is a predicted model, not a curated record. The coding region runs from base 1137 to 2474 and encodes 445 amino acids. Lineage: Eukaryota; Metazoa; Chordata; Testudines; Dermochelyidae.